UUACGUAGAUAUUGGUUUGAGUGUUUUUAUCUCUGAGCAAGUUGCGCGAUUGAAAUAAAUUUCUGCAAGAAAAAUGGAUUGCCAAAACGUUAGAGUGCUGAAAGAAACGAACAACGCAGUGAGCAUGGAGGUUGUUUUGGCGCAACCUUCAUCCCCUAAACCAGCAAUCGCGUCUGCGGAGAAAUCCUUGCGGUCGCAUACCGAAAUUGUGCAAAAGCUGGAAGCGGCUGAAAAGCGGAGAUCUUUGAAACUGGAACAACGUGCCAACGUGGGAGCAAAUAUUUCGAAUAUGGAGGAAGUUCAUGCAAGAAAGGCCGUCCUUCAUGGACAGUUUAUCAGCGCUACGAAAGAAGCGUUGGAUUCAAAAUUGGAAGGUGCCGAAGAAAAACGAGUCAAAACUUUGGAAGAAUUGAAGCAGCGUGUGAAAGAGCGCCUGGAUAAAAUUGCUGAAAUAAAGCACAAUAAGGAAAACAGUGCAGAGAAUCUAAAGCUUUCCAUUGAGGAGAAGAUUAAAGCUGCCAAUGAAAACAGGGACCAGAAUCUCCAGUCCAUGGUUGCUCGUUUGAAAAAUCAUCUCGAAAAGGUGGCUCAAGCGAAUGCCACUCAGACAGAAGAACUGCUUGCCUUGCGUGCAAAAAUAGAUCAGCAAUUGCAAAAUGCUACGGAAAACCGCGCUGCUGAGCUUUUGAAGAUUAAAAAGCUAGCCCAAGAUGAAGAGAAACGCGUGGAACAGGCUCGGUUGAAGAAGGGAGAACUGAACAGUUCAAAUGCUCAGAUCGACAUGGAGGCCUAGACAUUCUCAGUUGAUCAAAAACGCAUGCAUAUAAUUCUUUCGUUUUCAGAGAUCUUCAUUAAACUGUGUUUUGGGGCGAUUUAUCUCAUUCACGAAUUGAUGUUCUCAGAAUUGAUCUGAAGUCGAUGGGCUUCUCAUUGAGAUUAUACUUUGAUUGAUCUGGUCGAAAUCGAAAGGCUUUAAAGGUCUUCCUGUAUUUUACUGAAAAUCAGCUGUGAACCAUGAUCUUCCGCUGCGCGUGUUCUCGAAUAAUUUUGUAAUUUUGUGAAGAAAGGGUAAUUUUGAACGUCGAAGCAUACCUCAAAGAAAAAGGGCGACUUUUUAUCACGCCAUACCUUUUUUCAUUUUCCCAAUAGUUUUUAGGUGUUAAAAGUCGCGUUUUGCUCGCAAAGCAUUAAUUCCUGUCGUGCCAUUCUCCUCGGUGUAAGUGUGUAUACAAUGUGUUUUACCCUAGUGAAAGGUUUUAGUUGUGUUCUAGAGAAUCGUUCUCAUUGCCAUGUAUAUGUUUUGUAAUCGCCUUUUCGAACAUUUUUUUUUAUCUGGUGUGUUCCUCUGCAUCGUAAUCUGUUGCUCCGUUGGUGUAAAAUUGUUCUCGGGUUUAUUUGUUGCUCAUUGUCGGCCAAUUUAUUUUUUCUCGUGAUGUCAGGGCGUGGAUUUUAUAAAAUUUUGAAAAGCUGCUUCAUUUAAAAUUGAAAUUUUUGCAGAGAUUGUAUGAGUUUUUGUUUUCUUCGAGUGAUUCGUUGUGUUUCAUCGAUUUUUCGCGAUUUCCGAAAGUUAACCUUAACUAUUGUGACUGCUUCCCAACGGUUUAUCACUAAUUGAG
Notodromas monacha is the source of this 1616-nucleotide messenger RNA. The record is from the annotation of a GenBank genome assembly. NCBI's taxonomy places the organism in Eukaryota, Metazoa, Arthropoda, Ostracoda, Podocopida, Cyprididae.